UGGGGCCGCUUUCUCCUCCAUAAACCCGCCAAAACUUUAACAUUAAUUUUUGUUUCCUCGGCUGAGACAGUUUGAUUAUUUAUUUGGAUCGUAUAGACUAUUACAUGAUUGUUGUGAAUAAUGAUGGGCUCCGUAGCGCGAAGAGGUCGUGGUAUUUUGGUGGUGUUCGAGGGCUGCGAUAGAAGUGGCAAAUCGACACAGUGCAAAAUGCUCGUAGAUUAUUUGAAAUCUAUAGGAAAAGAUGUAGCUCAUUUGCGUUUUCCAGACAGAACAACAGCCAUAGGACAAUCUAUUAAUGGCUAUCUUCAAGGAACAACUGAGUUGGAGGAUCAUGCUAUUCAUUUACUGUUUUCAGCCAACAGAUGGGAGUCAGAACCAAGAAUAAAGAAGCUAUUAGACAAUGGAACCUUUGUAGUUGUGGAUCGUUAUGCUUUUUCAGGAGUUGCUUUCACUGCAGCUAAGGGUUAUAAUGUGACAUGGUGUAAGAAUCCUGAUCGGGGCUUGCCAGAUCCCGAUUUAAUAUUCUAUUUGGACAUCUCAACAAAAGAUGCACAAACUAGAGGAUCUUAUGGGGAGGAAAGAUAUGAGAAGAUUGAAUUCCAAGAACGUGUUGCUGAGGUCUAUAAACAACUUAAAACUAAGGACUGGAAGGUCCUAGACGCUAUGAAAGACAAAAGUGAAAUUCACGAAGAGAUACGGAACACUCUUCUCAAACUUGAAGAAAAAUUCAGCAAGGCACCACUGAAACGCCUUUGGACAGACGAAAGCUGAUUGGUUGCAGCUAUAAUUUAUAUCAUUGUUAUCUUGAAGAAAUUGGGGAGGAAACGACUUUAAGGACGAACUUAGAUAAGAUGAUCUGUGGUAGAUCCCCUUGGUUUGUUCAAGGGGAGCCAGCUUCAUAUGAAAACAAUGAAUUAUCGUGAAUAAAUUGAGUGAGGAAUACCGUGUAUAGAACGGA
This is a messenger RNA of Stylophora pistillata, 958 nucleotides long. RefSeq names its product thymidylate kinase. The record is from RefSeq and is a predicted model, not a curated record. Gene Ontology annotation, cellular component: mitochondrion; cytoplasm; nucleus. NCBI's taxonomy places the organism in Eukaryota, Metazoa, Cnidaria, Anthozoa, Scleractinia, Pocilloporidae. Gene Ontology annotation, biological process: dTTP biosynthetic process; dTDP biosynthetic process; dUDP biosynthetic process. Gene Ontology annotation, molecular function: nucleoside diphosphate kinase activity; dTMP kinase activity; ATP binding.